Messenger RNA from Cladocopium goreaui, 2931 nucleotides. Lineage: Eukaryota; Dinophyceae; Suessiales; Symbiodiniaceae. The record is from the annotation of a GenBank genome assembly.
AUGUCGCUGCUUGAUUCAGAAGCCGCCUUCAAAAAGAGGGUCAUCGAGAUUGGUGACGAGAUGCUUUUUCAGACCCUGGACAAUUCAGGUCUGAAGACUUUUAGCGGCCUGGCUUUUGCUUGUGGCACCCCACAGUCACAGCCUGAUGACACAGCCUUUGGUACAUUUGCUGCAGGUGUUUUUGGGGCUCCCCCCACGCUGGGCCAGUUGUCCCAACUUCGCAGGCUGCACUUCGAAGCUUGUACAAUUGUUUUUGCAACCUUGAAGAGCAACGUAGCUGGUGACCUGUCUGAUGGAAUUCGUAAACUGCCACCAGCAGAGAAGCAGGCAAGAGCAAAAGAUCAGCAGACAAGACUCACAGGCAUCACGCUGUCCGGUGAGAUGGAGCCCAGUUAUGCGCUGGUGGAUAAAUGUGCAAGCAUGAGGGAGACGGGAUCCCUGCUUUGGAUCCAUCCGUCUCAAUGUACAAAACGUGAACAAGAAGUGCAGCAAACUUUGAAGGAAAAAUCACAAGUGCUAAAGAUCGAGAACAUGACGCUGAAAAUGGCGGCUGACACAGAAACCUUUGAAGCUGAUCAUGGCACUGAACUAAAACUUAUGUGGUGCUUCCAAAGACGUGGAUUGGCAUUUGACCAAGCAGCUUUGAUUUCUUGGGACAAACAUGAGAGUUGUGUGCCAGCAAUGUUUCAGGCGUAUUCAGCAGAACCACCACCUUCAUUUGCGAAGGUGACCAUGCCUCAACUGUUGCGAGCCGACAAGGAGCUCUUCACCAUCUUAGCACGGGAAGUGGAGACAAUCCAACCUGAUACUGUUGGACACCGCCCUCUUGAUGAUGCAAUUGCACGUUUGAAGACGGACCCAAGGGUGACCAUGCACUUGAUACCGCUGCCAACAAAGGCGCAUUCAGUGGAGGCUUCCAAUGCGGCAAAGCCUGACAAUGCCAGGCCAAAGGCCAAGACUAGGCCGGGCAAGAGAGCUCGCGCCGCAACCGAGGUGAAAAUGCCAGACGAGCUGAAGGGUGGUCACUCCAAAACAGUUGACAACAAGCCCAUCUGUUGGGCCUUCAACAUGAAAGAUGGAUGUUCAGCAAAGACCUUUGGAAACCCAGUGCGCUGCUCCAAGGGCAUCCACGUAUGUGAAGAACAGCCCCCGACACAGCAACAGACAGAGCCAAGGAGCCCUCGUCAAAGUGAUGAAGGCCUGCACAGAGCUGCGAAGCAACCGGAAAAUCUUUUUGCAAAUCUCACCGAGGGCACUGAGUGGAAAGAUUUUUUGAUCGUUGAGAUCUUCGCUGGAACAGCCCGGUUAAGCCGUGCUUUUGCCAAACGAGAUUUUCGAGUUUCAUCUGUGGAUCACACAACAAAAAGAUCCACAGGCCUUAUCACCAUUUUGGACCUCACGAAGGAAGAGGAUCUAAACUUUUUGCUGGAUUUCUUGAAAGCUGAGCUCAAUGUGCUGGUUUAUAUUCAUUUAGCGCCACCUUGUGGCACGGCAUCAGCAGCCAGGGGAACCCCAGUCCCGGGGUGUCCUCCAGAGAUGCAACCUGAUGUCGGAAAGCUGUUGGACAAGAGGAAUGCUUUCUUCAAAAAAUGGACAAGUCGCGCAAAAGAAUUGUCCAGCAAAGAGAAAGACCUUCACAACUCACUGGACCCGGAAAUUGCAAAGGUUUUCAAAGGGAAGAGACUUCUGCUGUUUGAAGAGAUCCUGACCGAGAUUGGUUUCCCUGACCGCAACCUGGUGAGGGACAUUUGUGCGGGCUUCCGCAUUACUGGCUGGCUGAGAGACUCCAUGAUUUUUCCUCAUCGCUCAAAGCCACCCCAGUAUUCAGUGGAGGCACUAAUGCGCCUUUCAAAAGGCAUCAGUAGGAGCAUUUUCAAGUCAGUCAACUCAGAGGAAGCCAGCGUAUGCCUGGGACUUUGGUGGUCAAGUUUUUUCGACGACUUUCCCACCUUGACAGCCUCCUCUGUAGCGGAUCAAUGCAAAGCUCAUGUGCACCUGCUUUUCGACCUCUUGGGCCUAGACUUCGCCCGCGAUGGGGACAAAGCUGGCUUUUUCGGAGAGUCCUUCAAAGCGCUUGGGCUGCUCAUUGAUUUGUCGGAAUUUUCAGCUGGCCUCGUCCGAAUUGGACACACCGAGAGUCGCAGACAGGAGCUCCUGUCACAGAUAGAGAUGCACCUCGAGCAGAACUGCUUGAAACCAAAAGACGCAGAAAGACUCAGGGGUCGUUUGCAAUGGUAUGAUACUUUUCUUUUUGGGCGCAUAGCCAACUACUCCAUGAGCAUGAUUAGCAAGAGAGCCAUCUCCUGCUCUCUGAGCGGCAGCCUGGACCCGCCGCUUCGAAGGGCACUGCAGUUUCUCAAAGAACGUGUCUUGGUGUCUCAACCGGUGCAGCUGACAAAAGCAGCUGGGAAGACUUAUUUCAUUUUUACUGAUGGUGCCGUCGAACCGUCAGAUGAUGGAACGAGCAUGCUUGCCUCCGUUGGGGGCAUUUUGUACAAUGCUGAUGGCGUAGCCGAAGCCUUUUUCAGCGAACAGGUGCCAAAGCUGAUCCUGGACAUGUUUCUCAAGUAUUCCAGCCAUCCAAUAUUUGAAGUCGAACUUCUAGCAGUAUUGGUUGCUGCACAUGUAUGGGCGCAGGCCCUCACCAACACCUACGUGGUUAUUUACAUCGACAAUGAAGCUGCAAAGAGUGCACUGAUGAAAUCUCACUCCAGCGUUUUGUUUGGAAAUGUACUCACCACUUGUUUUGCGCAGAUUGAGUUUGAGCACAGCCUGAAGGUUUGGUUCCGAAGGGUGCCCUCGUACUCAAACCCGGCUGACAAACCCAGUCGUUUCGAAAUCCAGCAACUGUUGGACGCUGAUUCCGCUUUGGUUAAGCCAAGCUGGGAUCAAAUACUGCUUCUGAUCGAAAUGAAGGAGCAGACACUUUGA